Messenger RNA from Cadophora gregata, 927 nucleotides. RefSeq lists its product as uncharacterized. Bases 1 to 927 code for a protein of 308 amino acids. NCBI's taxonomy places the organism in Eukaryota, Fungi, Ascomycota, Leotiomycetes, Helotiales, Ploettnerulaceae. The record is from RefSeq and is a predicted model, not a curated record. The transcript is spliced from 2 exons. Gene Ontology annotation, cellular component: mitochondrion.
AUGGCGACCGCAGGCAUAGCCAAGACCCUCCCGAGAUUUCUUUUACCCAGAUUGAGCUGGCAAGCACCGAUUCAACAAAAUACCCUACGGGCAAUAAGCACUCAAUCAACCUACAAUCCUCCGAAACGGCAAAGAGAUGGACCUCCGAACAGUACUUCCUCCUGUAGAAGAAACAAUGCUACUUUGCGGCCAAGGACGAGUAUUCUGCAGAAUCCAGCACACAGGCGGGCUUUCCACGCCACUGCUCGCCAGUCUCGAGACCACCACUUCGACACACUUAAAUUCGUCCAACGGCUGAAAGAAGAAGGAUUCACAGAGGCCCAGUCAGUAGCUAUGAUGAAAGUACUCAGCGAUGUAAUCGAAGAGAGUAUCCAAAAUCUAACCCGUACCAUGGUCCUCCGCGAAGACCAAGCAAAAGCAACAUAUACCCAGAAAGUAGACUUUGCAAAACUGCGCUCGGAACUCCUUUCUGCAGAUUCGACGGAAUCUGCGACCACGAGAGCCUCCCACGAACGCUUGACCAAUGAUUUGGCAAAGCUAAAUAGUAGGUUAAGGGACGAGGUGGGCAGAACGCAAGCGUCUGUGAGGCUAGAUCUGAAUCUAGAGAAGGGCAGGAUCAGGGAAGAAGCAAAUGUCCAGGAGUUGAAGAUCAAGGAAACGGAAACGAAGAUUGAGCAGGAGGUCGCUGGGCUGAGGGAGAAAUUGGAGGCGGUUAAGUUCCAGGUAAGUUUUAGCCCUGCAUGUUCACAUAUUCCGGCUCAAAUGCUAACACCAAAUCUUGACUCUACAAUGGUUGAUGGGAGUAUGUACUGGUACCGCUGCUUUGAUUCUUGGUGCUUGGAGAUUGUUGAUGUAGAGCGAUACCCCUUACUUUGGUGCCUGCUUGAGGCCGUUCAUAUGAUGAUUACCAAUAGAGUCAAGCACUGA